GUUACCGAGGACAAACUUUCUGUUUCCAUCACACAGGAAUACCUGAGUGUAACUUCAUUGUUUUAAACGAAAUAUCCACUUAUGUUCCUAAAAGAAACUUAUGACCAUCAUGGAUAUUGUCAGUGAUGUUGGACAAUUGGUUAAUUGUGGAGGAUAAGCCUUCUGUACAUGGACAACAUAACUACACCUAGCCGACAUUAUGUUUAAGAGGACUCAGCCCGAUGUGUAUUCCGUGCAGUAUUUAGUGGCACGGAAACAGGAUUCCGGCAUCGCCUCAUCUCGGCAGAAAGUGUUGUGGCUGAUUGUCGGUGCUUUGCUGCUGAUUAGUAUAGUGACUAUCAGCAUUGUAUUGGGCGUUGUGUAUGCUCGCUGGGAGGACCACGCAUUGUUUGAGGAUAAACAAGAGGGCUCUUCGGAAGACGGUUAUCCUGAUGACACCCCGAUAAAAGCGGCCCUUCAGCAUGACGCUCUGCAGAAAGAUAGGCAAAUGCAGUCCAUCAACCCCACUGCUGUCAGUCCGUUUGCUCCUUCCCAAGAUGAUCAAGUACUAAAGCCCACUGAUGUACACCUCCACCCGGUGAUAACGCCAAAGAGAGUUUCGCUGGGACAAUUCGAGAAUGAAGUCGAGGAGGUCGAUGUGUUGGAGAUGACGAUGUCUUUGCCAGCUUCAGUCGAUGUGACAUCCCAGGAGUUUGAGCACGAGGUUGCCAAAGGUCAGGCGAUAUUUUUUAUUAUUCUACUUACUCACUGA
Molecule: messenger RNA, 751 nt
Organism: Liolophura sinensis
Lineage: Eukaryota; Metazoa; Mollusca; Polyplacophora; Chitonida; Chitonidae
Exons: 3
Coding region: 200-751 (183 amino acids)
Source: RefSeq, a predicted model, not a curated record